GAUCUGGCAACAGUUACUUUAUUCUGUCUGCUGCUUUGUAAACAUUUGAGUAAAUUCAUUUGUCAUUCUUCACUGAUUUUCAAUAAAAUUUAACACCAUGUUUACAUUUAAUGCAUUUCACGAACCUUUGAGGCCGUUCAACACUCAGUAUCGCUGCUAUUCUGUGUCGAUGCUGCCCGGGAAUGAACGUCGUGAUGUUGAAAAAGGUGGAAAAAUCAUUAUGCCACCUUCUGCUCUGGAUCAUUUAACCCGAUUGAGUAUUGUUUAUCCCAUGCUGUUCAAGUUAACAAAUAAAAAAACAAAUCGAGUUACACAUUGUGGAGUUUUGGAAUUCGUUGCUGAUGAAGGCAAAGUUUACUUACCAUAUUGGAUGAUGAGGAAUUUGCUUCUUGAAGAAGGUGGAAUUUUACAUGUUGAAAAUGCAACUCUCCCUGUUGCUUCGUUUUCGAAAUUCCAACCACAGAGUGAAGACUUCUUAGACAUCACCAACCCAAAAGCAGUCUUGGAAAAUGCCUUAAGAAACUUUGCUUGUCUCACAACUGGAGAUAUGAUUGCCAUUGAAUAUAAUGAUAAAAUUUAUGAAUUCUGUGUUCUGGAAACAAGACCAUAUAAAGCUGUGUCAAUUAUUGAAUGUGACAUGAAUGUUGAUUUUGCUCCUCCUGUUGGAUAUAAAGAACCAGAACCAAAAGCUCCAGUUGAAGAUGAACCAGCUAAUCCAGUUCCUGCAGAAAGUGAACUUCUUCCAUCUAAUGGUUCCUUCAUUGCAUUUCGUGGCAAGGGUAAUAGACUUGACGGUAAAACAAAAGGAAUUGAAGCAUCUGGAAAAGUUUUGAAUACCCUUCCAUCAAGAAGGGGGAUACCAGACUAUGAUUAUGAAAUUGGAACAUUAAGGUUCAUUAGAACAACUAAAGCAGAGCUAAUAAAUAAUGGGAAGGAAGUUGAGGAUCUCUUUGAAGCUUUUUCUGGAAAAGGGUGGACUUUAAGACAAAAUGUCUCUAGUUAAUUUGGUUGUUUUUUCAAACUUAAAAUAUCUUGUACAUAGAAAAUGGUUGAAAUAUGUGGUACAAUGACAUUUUAACAUGUGCUGUAUCAAGUUCCAUUGAAGAAAUUAAAAAAUUGUUUUAAUAAAAGUUUUGUAACACUCA
Messenger RNA from Uloborus diversus, 1145 nucleotides. It is a transcript of the gene Ufd1-like, whose product is annotated as ubiquitin recognition factor in ER-associated degradation protein 1-like. The transcript has 12 exons. The coding region runs from base 98 to 1003 and encodes 301 amino acids. NCBI's taxonomy places the organism in Eukaryota, Metazoa, Arthropoda, Arachnida, Araneae, Uloboridae. The record is from RefSeq and is a predicted model, not a curated record. Gene Ontology annotation, cellular component: VCP-NPL4-UFD1 AAA ATPase complex. Gene Ontology annotation, molecular function: polyubiquitin modification-dependent protein binding.